AAAUCCAUGGUAAGCUUAUUAGGCUAACUUCAGUAGUUUAAGCCCUUAGUUUAUUAAAAAAAAAAAAAGGGAAAAUACGGGAAAAUGUCUGAAAUUCGGUUUGUGUACAUUGGAGGGAAACGGCCCGGUUCCGUUUCACCUGUCUCCCUUUCGUUCCACAUCCGAGCCCGAGAACGCGGUGGAGGCGCACAAUGGCGUUCCCUAUGCUCUCGUAGAAAGGUACCAAGAUGGCGGCCUCCAUUCUCAGCUCGACUUUUCUCGCGUCCAUCCCGGGGAAGCCUUUUCGCCCCGAGAGCCACUUUCAUUGUUCCUCGAUCCGUCGAGCGCGAAGGUUCGAGCCGGGAAUCGAAACGCCCACGCGAACCGAAAUCGGAGCGACCUAACCUCACUUUCUUCCGAAGCGGUCCAACCUAACCUGCGCGACCCAAGCUGGAUCAUUUCCGUCCUCGAGAUUCGACAUUUCUCGUCCUUUCGACGAAACUCAACAAGUGCAGUUUCACUUUUUCUCAAUUUCGGAAGAAAAUCGAGAGCGAGGGAGAUACUCCGAAAGGAGCGCCAAUCGACGGGGCCAAUCCGGAUAGAAGAAAAUGGCGAUUCGGAUGCUGAUGAUCUUGAUUUUGACAUCCUCCACGAGACUAAUUCACGCCCAUACCGGAGGCUGGGAAAAGUGUGGGGGAAGAUUGGAACGAGCCCUGGAAGCCUUGCAUAGAGAGUCCACCAGGAGAAAUAGACUGGAAGAAGAGGAAGGCAUCGCUUAUCAGCACGAGUUGCGAUCAGCUCCCUUGGAUAUGACCGUAUCGCACGUUGCCGUCAAGCUCCCUCAGGAUUUAACGGUGCGAGGAGGACCCUGGGCCCAAGUCGAGAGAUGCGUUUACGAGCCGGAAAAUAAUUCCCUGCAGACGAGGUUGAUCUUCAACGACCUUUCCGUUUCCGGAUUGGUGUCCAUGCUACCGAGGGACUUUCAUGUACCGAUGCCUGCGGAGUCCUGCAGGAUGACCUUGAGACUUCGAAGAGCUGGAAUGGAGUUCUACACCAGUCCGAUUGCUCGUGGAAAAGGCCAGAUGCGAAUUCGAACGGAAUCCAGCUUUCUGGAGCCUAGGUUCGUCUCCAUUUACGCCUAUGGAUGUCGUCCAACGCGUCUGGAUAAACAAAUCAAGAGGCAAGACAAGUGGCCGCCACAUCACCCUCUCAGUCUACAACAGGACAUCGGAUUGGACCUUGGAGAGAUUCCGGUGCCUUUGGGAGAUCCUUACGACCCACCUGAGCCUCGUGAGCUGGCAGCUGCUUCGAAGGAAGAAGACCUGGCAGUUGCGAAUGAAAAUCGUCACUCUCGAGCACUGCUCACUCCGGAGGCUAAAUUAGGCAUCUGGAGAAAAAGUACAUGGAUCACUAAGAUUCGUCGAAGAAGAUCCACCAAGUCAGAGUUGCCUCGAAACCUCAUCGUACGCCUUAUAGAAAGUCGUUCCCCAGUGGACGAUGGUAUUAAAACAAAAAGGAGUUCCACCUCUUCGAGCAAGCCUUUCGAUACAGUCGAUGAAACUGGAUCCAAUGAAGAUCCCUUCGGUGUAUCGAAGCUUCUGAAAUUAUGGAACCGUAAUGAAAGAUCAACGGAAGACAUCACUCCAAGAGACUUCGCAGCAGCUUUGGCUAGGAAGUCUUCGAAACACAUGGUCGAUGUAUUAAACUCUACCAUAACCUUACAUAACGUGUCGAGGACUCAGGAUGGCAUCAAAGACCUUACUGAAAACUCUUCAUCGAAAAAUAACUUCAAGAGAGAGACUACCACCACUCCGUUGAUUGAAUAUCCAAGGGAAGGAAGAAACCUUCCGAUCAAGGAAGACGCGGUACCACUGCAUUUGGAUUUGGACUCCCACUCGAGGGAUUGGCAACUCGGAGAGGAAAUUGCUAGGGAAAUGGAGGACGUAUUCCUCAGGGGAGCCAGCCAAGCUCUAACCAGGUACAUCGAAAGACAACUUCAUCCUGCGAUCAAAGAGACACUCAUGCUGUCGAUGGGUUAUACUAUUAGCUACGGAUAGACAUUACUGACGGUAAACUGAAAUCCCCCUCAAAUCAGUCAAUUCGAAUACGAAACUUUUUUUAAGGGUAUUGAAUAAAACCGUCAGAGAUUUUGACACAUGACUCGUGAACACCUAGGAAUUAUUCUGACCCUUUCAAAAUUUGGAUUUUUGACAAACAUAUUAUCGUAAUUAACUUACUGUGUAUAAUAAUUUAAUGAAUAUCUUAAAUUAUACAAUCCUAUUUUCAUCGUAGGGGUAUUUUCUUGUUCUCUGUUACUAAACAAUGUAGUUACGUUUUAAGGUGUAUCGUUGAAAUAAGCCAGAUAUUUAUUUUAGUCAAUAAUUAGCCUAAAGUAAUAGAGGUAUACAAAGGAAUUACUUCUUAACUCUGGUUUGUAAUACUCUGACUUAGAAAUUCCAUUUUUAACGACCGCA
This is a messenger RNA of Orussus abietinus, 2453 nucleotides long. RefSeq lists its product as uncharacterized. The record is from RefSeq and is a predicted model, not a curated record. Lineage: Eukaryota; Metazoa; Arthropoda; Insecta; Hymenoptera; Orussidae. Bases 588 to 2036 code for a protein of 482 amino acids. The transcript is spliced from 4 exons.